AAAGAUCUUAUUUUACACUAUCAUAAUGCACGCCACCAUGGUUCUCCGUAACGCUGCUCGCACCCCUCUCAUUCGUUUCCUCGGAAAGCGCUCUGUGCCUAAGUCCAUUGACCACACUCCUCGUGCUCACCCGGCUUCCCCUACUGGUGUCCUUCCUGAUUCCUUCGCCGCCUAUCGCUCUAAGGCUCAGCAGCACGGUCCCCUGGGUCGUGCCUCUUUCUCCCAGGGCAUCGGUCGCGCCUCGGGCGCUUCUCUGGGACCCAUCCAGCCCAAGCAGGGUGAAUUCUUCGACCGUACUGAGCUCCCCUCCCGGUUCCACCGUCUGCCCUGGACCGAGGCCGAGAUUGAGGCCAUUGAAACCGGUGGUGCCAGCCUGUUCGCCUAGGUGCUUAAGAAUGUCCAAUGAGGAGAUGACGAGACGAUAAAGGUCAUUUAACAUUGACGGGAUGCACGACACAUGAUGUCACGCUGCGAUGAGAGACUGGUGGCCUGGACCACGGCACCUGCGCGCCCGCGUCAGGAAGGACUACCAGUGACUCUGUGAAGGUCACCGUCCUCUCUCGUAUCACCUCAACUUGCACGUCACUUUCUUCGGGACCCGAAACACUGUCUUAUACGGGUGAUGGGUCGUUCAGUCGGCGUGCCCAUUCUGGAAGCUGAUCCGGUCCCUCUUCUCUUCUUUUCGCCACUGCUUCUCUCAUUCUCUGAUUCGAACACGGCGC
Messenger RNA from Aspergillus brunneoviolaceus CBS 621.78, 722 nucleotides. RefSeq names its product alpha-ketoglutarate dehydrogenase subunit KGD4. Lineage: Eukaryota; Fungi; Ascomycota; Eurotiomycetes; Eurotiales; Aspergillaceae. Gene Ontology annotation, biological process: 2-oxoglutarate metabolic process. Bases 26 to 385 code for a protein of 119 amino acids. The record is from RefSeq and is a predicted model, not a curated record. The transcript has 2 exons.